Oenanthe melanoleuca is the source of this 2862-nucleotide messenger RNA. RefSeq names its product phosphoribosyl pyrophosphate synthetase associated protein 1 (gene PRPSAP1). Gene Ontology annotation, biological process: purine nucleotide biosynthetic process; 5-phosphoribose 1-diphosphate biosynthetic process. NCBI's taxonomy places the organism in Eukaryota, Metazoa, Chordata, Aves, Passeriformes, Muscicapidae. The transcript has 10 exons. Bases 787 to 1938 code for a protein of 383 amino acids. The record is from RefSeq and is a predicted model, not a curated record. Gene Ontology annotation, molecular function: ribose phosphate diphosphokinase activity; magnesium ion binding. Gene Ontology annotation, cellular component: ribose phosphate diphosphokinase complex; cytoplasm.
GCUUCCGUUUCCCCCGCCGCCAUCUUCGGCACGGGCACCUCAGCCGCCGCCGACACCCCGUGCCUCUCACCGCCGGGCAGAAGGAGGAGGCGGCCGCGCUGCGAGCCGCGCUCGGGCAGCGGGAAGUGUGUUUAUCCGCCGAGGAGGGACGUUUCUGCCGCUGUCCUCCCGAGGUACCGGCGCAGUUCGGGCAGGCGGUGAGGGGACGCCGUGACGGGGGAGCUGCGGCGGCGGUGCCCUCACCUAAGAUGGCGGCGGGGGCGGGCUUUUCCCGCCGAGAAGAUGGCGGCGGAGGGAGCGGCGCUCUGGCCGGGUGGCGGAACUCGCUCGGCUGGGUGAGGGGAGCGGGAUGGGACCGUCCCCCCAAAGAUCUGCCCCUUCACAGGGACUCCCUACCCCGCCACGGAGAGCUCGGUCCAGCCCUGCUGCAUCACAAAGAACCACCCCCCAGCCUUCCUCCCUCAGCUCACCCGCACCUUCUCCAGCCAAGGGAGCCCCUCUCCGCCUUGCUACCCCCUCCUUAUUUUGGGGUCAUCGCUCCCCUGUUGCAUGAGGGGCCACGGGGUGGGCGUGGGGUUACCCGCUGCCUGUCUGGCCCUCUACUCCCCAAGGCAGCUGCUGCUCCAUUUUAUUUUAAUAACCAUAAUUUCCACCCUCCCUUUCAUAAUUUGCCGCAGGAAUAGACCGGCGAGUCCAUAGGUAGCGGAAGGGUCCCCACCCUCCUUUUCCCCCUCCUCCUCCCCACCCCUUAAGGGGCGGUGAUCGCGGCGGAGAGGAAAGAAAAGGAUGCCACGGAAGCUGUUGUUGCCUUAUAAAUCUGUUUUUUCUCACUUUCGAGCUCCACGGGAGUUGCAUGACUCUUUGGCGAUGAACGCGGCCAGAAGUGGCUACCGGGUCUUCUCGGCCAACUCCACCGCAGCCUCCACCGAGCUGGCGAAGAAGAUCACGGAGCGUCUCGGUGCUGAGCUGGGGAAAUCUGUGGUGUACCAGGAAACCAAUGGAGAAACAAGAGUUGAAAUAAAAGAGUCUGUCCGUGGACAGGAUAUCUUCAUCAUACAGACCAUCCCCAGAGAUGUGAAUACUGCUGUCAUGGAACUGCUGAUCAUGGCCUAUGCACUGAAGACUUCCUGUGCCAGGAACAUCAUUGGGGUCAUCCCCUACUUCCCCUACAGCAAGCAGAGCAAAAUGAGGAAGAGGGGCUCCAUAGUCUGCAAGCUGCUGGCUUCAAUGCUUGCUAAGGCAGGUUUAACACACAUUAUCACUAUGGACCUUCAUCAAAAGGAAAUCCAAGGCUUCUUCAGCUUUCCAGUAGACAACCUGAGAGCAUCCCCUUUCUUGCUUCAGUAUAUACAAGAAGAAAUUCCAGACUACAGAAAUGCAGUUAUUGUAGCCAAAUCUCCUGGUGCUGCUAAAAGGGCUCAGUCCUAUGCCGAGAGGCUGCGCCUGGGGCUGGCAGUGAUCCACGGGGAGGCUCAGUGCACCGAGCAGGACAUGGAUGACGGCCGGCACUCCCCUCCCAUGCUCAAAAAUGCAACUGUGCAUCCUGGCCUGGAGCUGCCAUUGAUGAUGGCCAAGGAGAAGCCGCCAAUCACUGUGGUGGGAGACGUUGGAGGAAGAAUUGCCAUCAUUGUGGAUGACAUCAUUGAUGACGUGGAAAGCUUUGUAGCUGCUGCAGAGAUCCUGAAAGAGCGUGGAGCCUACAAGAUUUUUGUGAUGGCUACUCAUGGGCUCCUGUCAGCAGAUGCUCCCCGUCUGAUAGAGGAAUCCUCCAUUGAUGAGGUGGUAGUGACCAACACUGUUCCCCACGAGGUGCAGAAGCUGCAGUGCCCCAAGAUAAAGACUGUGGAUAUCAGUUUGAUCCUGUCAGAAGCCAUCCGGCGAAUCCACAACGGCGAGUCCAUGGCCUAUCUCUUCCGCAACAUCACUGUCGAUGACUAGAGCCGAGCCUGCCCCCGGCCUGGAUUCCACAAGAGAAGGAAAUCUGCAUGGAAAGGCAAUACCAUAAAACAUAGGCAUAACACAACUGUUUAUUUUUGUAGGAGUGUUGAAGUUUUCAGGGUCUUGAGACAUGAGAUCUAAUAGAAAAAAAAUCAACCUGACCAGCACUUUACAAGUGAAUAGAAGGGGCCACUGGCAGUGGGGGGGGAUUACACCUUGAUUAAGAGAGAUGGAGAAAUGAGGUGGUGAAUUUUUAAGUUCCUUUAAUGAUUUUUUUUUUUUUUUUAGUGUGUUAUCUCUCGCCCUGUAGGGGUGGAAAGAAAAGCUAAACAGAAGUAGCUGUCAGCUUGUGAGAAGGGAACAGAGACUGCUCAUUGCUGUGUGGGCAGCAAGAGCUGCCUUUGGGGUUUUUCUGCCUGUGUCUCACCCCAGAGCACGGAAGGGAACGUUCAGGCUGUGCUGCUGGCAGAGCUGAGCCAACAGCAGCUCUGUGCCAGCUCAGUGGCCUCUCCCCUCCUGCACAGCGGAGCAGGGACUUUCAUCAAAACUAAGUUAGCGGAACAUCCCGAAAGGACAGCUUAGGGCAACCCAUUGGUGGGGCUGCUGCCAUGCAUGGGUCAGGGAGCUGGGAACAGGCUCACUGUGUGUCCCAGCUGAGCAGGGAAUGCUAGUUAAUGUGUUGGCCUUUUCAUUUUGCCAGCUUUGGAUCAUUACUGCUCUUCAGUGGUGAGUCACAUGAGGGUCUUGGUCCUCACUGGAACACUUGUCUGCACUGCAAAGCCAGGCGUGGUUUUUGGAGUUGCCUGGGGCUGAGUUUGUGGCAGAGUCUUGUGGGGAAGGGAAGUUGGAAUGUCUGCUUCUAAUGCAGCUGUGCUCUCCAAAACACUAACACUGAACCUGCAAUAAAAAGUGUAAGAUUUUUCA